UUUACCUCAGUUUGUGAAUUAAUCUCAGAAAGCGUCUAAAAGCCUUUACUCGGAGACAGUUUGUGCCUCUCUCCUAGUAUUCUUUCAGUGUAUCAUUGAACGACCAGAACUGACCUAACAAAAAUGGGUGCCGACAAGUUCUUUUAUGCCAAACCUCUCGUCCCUUACACUCCACCAAUUACGCAAGAAUCAUACGGAUUGCUGUCGCUUACUCUAACGCCGAUGGGGUUGUUUUUUGUUUUGUGGUUUUUCGCGGUACAGGCAGGAUCCACAAAAACAGGGCUGCGACAGUUCGUGAAGGAGAUCCUGAUGUCGAUAUCAGCUUCACUGUUUCUCGGUGCCGGAAGCAUCUUUGGUCUUCUCGCACUUGGCAUCUAUGUUUAGUAAACGACGGGUCACCAUCUGGGUAGUCGCGUUGAAUCCACGUAAAAUAAAUAUAUUUUAAAUUUGCAAUAGCCCUAUACCUGUGACUUGUUAGCGUCUUCCUUGAGAGUCGCUUGUGUUUUUCACUGUAUAGCGUGCUUAUAACAACUCAUACGUUGCG
Varroa destructor (honeybee mite) is the source of this 544-nucleotide messenger RNA. RefSeq names its product dolichyl-diphosphooligosaccharide--protein glycosyltransferase subunit TMEM258-like. The record is from RefSeq and is a predicted model, not a curated record. NCBI's taxonomy places the organism in Eukaryota, Metazoa, Arthropoda, Arachnida, Mesostigmata, Varroidae. Gene Ontology annotation, cellular component: oligosaccharyltransferase complex.